GAGGAGAAACUCGUUGGCUUUGUCGAUGUUCAACCAGCUCUUGCCGACUUCACACUGCAGACCUCCAGCUUUCAGGUUUUCAGCUACAAGUCCAAGUAUCCCAGAGUUUCAACCACGGAGGAGGUUGACGGCUACCAACGCGAAACCGAGGAUGUUCUGAAGAAACUUCUUGAUGCUGAAGAGGUUGUUUGCUACGAGGUCCUACCCACGCGGGUGCUCACGGCUAAUUUCCGCAUUUAG
Messenger RNA from Dichotomopilus funicola, 240 nucleotides. RefSeq lists its product as uncharacterized. NCBI's taxonomy places the organism in Eukaryota, Fungi, Ascomycota, Sordariomycetes, Sordariales, Chaetomiaceae. The annotation marks the transcript as partial. The transcript has a single exon. The record is from RefSeq and is a predicted model, not a curated record.